Molecule: messenger RNA, 1054 nt
Organism: Cucurbita moschata (crookneck pumpkin)
Lineage: Eukaryota; Viridiplantae; Streptophyta; Magnoliopsida; Cucurbitales; Cucurbitaceae
Product: peroxiredoxin Q, chloroplastic-like
Exons: 4
Coding region: 174-818 (214 amino acids)
Biological process (GO): cell redox homeostasis; cellular response to oxidative stress
Cellular component (GO): cytoplasm; chloroplast thylakoid membrane
Molecular function (GO): thioredoxin peroxidase activity
Source: RefSeq, a predicted model, not a curated record
CGAAGAGAGUGAUCUAGGCGCCACUAUCUCCUUCUCCACCCAUCAUUUGUUUCAGAUAUGGUAGACGCGCAGACACGACGAGGGGCUCAUAGCUUCUUGAUUCAUCCCAUCACCAAGAUAAGACCCAAAACAAACGCCCAUCUCCAAAACCCUCAAGCUUUCACCCUCCAAAAAUGGCUUCUCUCGCUCACCCAACCCCCUCUCUCCCUUCUCUUCUCCCAUCUCUAUCUCCUAAAACCCCUUCUUCUAUCAAACUCCCAUUCCCUUCAAGAUCCUCUCCCUCCCAGUUUCUUGGAGCCCAGAUCUCUCAUCACAUUUCCCCUUCCUCUGUUCCUUCUUCUUCUUCCUUCAAAUUUACCGUCUCUUCUAAGGUGAGUAAAGGCCAAGCCCCACCUGCUUUCAAUUUGAAAGAUCAGGAUGGACGGAAUGUGAGCUUGUCUAAAUUUAAAGGGAAGCCUGUGGUGGUGUAUUUCUAUCCUGCUGAUGAAACUCCUGGUUGCACUAAACAGGCGUGUGCUUUCAGAGAUUCUUAUGAGAAGUUCAAGAAAGCAGGAGCUCAGGUUGUAGGCAUAAGUGGCGAUGAUUCAUCAUCACACAAGGCUUUUGCAAAGAAAUAUAGACUUCCAUUCACAUUGCUAAGUGAUGAAGGAAACAAAGUGAGAAAAGAAUGGGGAGUUCCUUCUGAUCUCUUUGGUGCAUUACCUGGUCGACAGACUUAUGUUCUCGACAAGAACGGCAUCGUGCAGCUCGUUUAUAAUAACCAGUUCCAACCUGAGAAGCAUAUCGACGAGACGCUCAAAUUACUUCAGACCCUUUAAAUCUCUCUUGUUUAUAGCUAGGAUGUUUGUUUGUUCUUAUCGUUCGAGAGGCAAUUAUUUGAUUUUGAAUCGCUAAUAAGAGCGAAGAAUGAUGAUCGUUCUUGUUUUUGGUUGAAAUUAUGUAUAUUUGGAUCAUAUUGUGCAAUGUCUUUCUAGUUUGAUAUGCUUUAAAUCAAAUUGUAGGAUAGUAUGAACUUUUGCAUGUGAGAAUCGAGAUGAUCGACCGUUCUUUUUAC